AUCCACACAAACGCGAAGGCGAUAAGUGCCUCUCCUCGCUCGUCGUCGCGUUUUGAGUGCGGCGGUUGUUUGCUUUAUUGGCUCGACGUCACAGUUCCUUCCGAAGGUCGGGGAGCAGGCAAACCCGUCCCCAGUCGGCGUUUCCUCGUUGUUCCGCGGUGCGUGUUGCCGCGGCUGGCGUCGUGCGUUGUACCGCCUCUGGGCUUGCACGCGAUUCGCGAGUACGCGAGUCGUUUUGGUGCGCGCCGUGAAUCCCUGCUUCCAGUCGCUGCGCCGUGGUUCACUUCGCUGCCCCUGAAACGCACGCUUCCCUCUGAGUGAGCGUGUUACGUUCAAUCACCCCAGAAAAAGCCUUCUGGCACUCGAGAGAGCCCGUCGUCAUCACAUCUUCCUGUGUCAUGGCGCCUAAGAAACCGUAUUGCCAGAUCAUCGAUGGCGUGCCGCGAUGCCCAGGUCUGGAACCAGAGCUCUUCAGAAAUAGCCUGAACUUUUGUGCGGUGAAAGGAGAUUUGGUUCAGUGCACGUAUCCCAAGGCGGGCACACAUUGGGUCAUGUACACUCUCGAACUCAUUCUCAAAGAGGGUGAUCCCGUGCCCAAUCACACUGAAUUCCUGCGCAAUGUUCGCUUCAUCGGCCGCAUGGAGACCGAAGGCUGGCACUCACCCCUGCCUGUGAGGCUGUUCACCACUCACGAACCUCUCACCAAGGACACGAUGAAUCCUGAAGCCAAGUAUGUGUACGUGGCCCGCAAUCCUUGGGACACCUGUGUCUCAUUCUACCACAUGGCGACGUCACUGAGCAUGUUCAAGUUCCGGGACGGCACAUUCGAAGAGUUCUUCGACGCCUUCAUGCGCGGAGACUUUGGCUAUGGCGACUACUUCGACCAUGUCGCGUCCGGUUACGCGCUUAGGAACGAGCCCAACGUGCUUUUCUUGACGUACGAAGAUCUCAAGAAGGACACUCGUGGGGCGGCACUCAGGCUGGCCUACUUCCUCGGCGACCGGUAUGGCAAGCGCCUGGAAGGUGACGAGGACCUUCUGCGAACUCUUCUCGAUAGAAUGACGGCCGAGUACAUGCAAAACGUGCUCGUGUUGGACGUUCAGGGUGUGGAUCCUGCGUGGAAGACGCGACGAACCGAAACCACUAUACCUUACAAGUCAGCUUACGGAGGUGACCUCAGGAAGUACCGCCUAGUUCGGAAUGGUAAGCCGGGAGACUGGAAGUCACAUUUCUCGCCCGAGCAACUGCGCCGCGUGGAGUCGAAGAUUCUAGACAGGGGUCGCGGCGCGCAAUUCAUGGAACUGUGGAAAGACAUCCGAGAAGAAACAAUUGCAGCCUCUCUCGGAUGAAGAUUAGCAACAGGCGAAUCUUAUCUUUUCCGAAUGCGGACGAUGGUGUCUAGGUACUAAACUGCCACUCCAGAGAAUGAAAUUUAUGGCAUGGCACGAACUCGGUAUACGCCAGAAGAACGAUGGCUCGAGAUAGGCACGUCCAGUUGCAUCUUUUCGAAACGGAACAUCUGGUAGCCAUGCUCAUACUGGUGGUUUGUCUUGUCAACCUCUUCCGUAGGCUUAUCUUCACCAGCAACUAUUUGAGUGGAAGUCAACAGGAACAACCGCCUUCUCGAGUCACAAGAUGUCACAAGUUGUCGCAAUAUGGCGGUGAAGCGCUACAUUUCACAAGCAACACGGCCACCUCACUGCACCGCAUUUCUUCACCACAGUGCAAGGUAGCUACAUGACCCAUGCAAUAAACUUCAUUUUCAUGCCCCUGGCA
Dermacentor andersoni is the source of this 1776-nucleotide messenger RNA. Its product is annotated as sulfotransferase ssu-1-like. NCBI's taxonomy places the organism in Eukaryota, Metazoa, Arthropoda, Arachnida, Ixodida, Ixodidae. The record is from RefSeq and is a predicted model, not a curated record. Gene Ontology annotation, molecular function: sulfotransferase activity.